Messenger RNA from Cinara cedri, 852 nucleotides. The record is from the annotation of a GenBank genome assembly. NCBI's taxonomy places the organism in Eukaryota, Metazoa, Arthropoda, Insecta, Hemiptera, Aphididae.
AUGGGAUAUCAAGGAAAAGAUUUAAAAGAAUAUGGAAUAAAAAUUGAAAUUGUAAGAGGUAUCUGUGAAGAUUUUUGGGUGCAUCAAGACACUCCACCGGAAUUAUUAGCCCAACGAGACCCAGGACAUUUAAAGUGCAGCCCAAGGGGGGGGGCUUGUAGAAGACUUUUGAUUGGAUCAAUAGGGAUAGGAAGCUAUCGAAAGAAUGUGAUUUACUUAUAACAUCUACUGAAUAUUUAAUAUAUUUGGCCAUAAGUAGGGCUGUACUAAAAGGGAAAUAUACUUGAUUAAUGGUUUGUGAACAACCUUAAACCAUACAGCCCCACUAUAUAACUAUAUAUUAUCCUCGUUUAAGGAGUUAUUAUGUGACAAGUAUUACAUGGGUGCGCCAAAACAAUAUAGGAGGUGUGUAGAGUAAUACAAAACAGUAAAGAGAGUAUAGCAAAGCUUGCAGAGCACUAUAAUCUUAAUCCGAAGGCUAUUGUAAAAUGGAAAAAACGCUCAUUUGUUAUAGACGCUGCAAUUGGCCCAAAACAUGGAAAAUCAAAGAUGUCAACUCAAGGGGAAGAAGCAAUAAUUGUCACUUUUCGCAAGCAUAUACUUCUUCCUUUGGACAAUUGCCUUUAUUCUUUGCGGGCCAUAAUUCCUUGUUUAACUCGGUCUAGUUUGCAUCAUUGUUUGCAAAGACACGGCAUUAGCAUACUGUCAGAUGUUGAAGGAGAGAUAAAAGCCAAAAAGAAAUUCAAGCUAUGUCCAAUCGGUUAUUUCCAUAUUGAUAUCGCAGAAGUUAUAACAGAAGAAGGGAAGUUACAGCUAAACUUGCUUAUGUUAAACUGCAUAAUAACGCUAUAA